AUGCCGAACAUGCUCUGGCUCGUCUUGUGUCUGGUGCCUGCUUUGACGUAUGCGCAAACAUGCCCUGCGACAACUUCAUCACCCUGGAGACUCUCAACGUCCAAUCGGCUCGUCACGUUCGGCGACAGCUACACGGACGAGAGCAGACUGCAGUACAUGAUCGAUCACGAUGGCAAAGUCCCACCGCUAGGCACACAGCUUCCCGAAAGUCCAUUGCUGCGGAAUUGGGCGAGACGUGUCGCAGUAAACACUGGUAUCGAACUACGCAACUACGCGGUGUCCGGUGCCGUGUGCUCCAACCACAUCACGCCCCGUCCUUUUCCCCCGAUCCGUGGGAAUUUUCCGUCUGUCCUCGAGUAUGAGAUACCGGCCUACCUUGAGGAAAGUCUGGCCGCUGGCGAGGAAGGGGCUGUGUCUACGGUUUUCGCCCUCAUGGUCGGCACGAAUGAUCUCGGCAACAUCGGUUUCGUCACGGAUUCGCAGGUUGACGGCAAAGUGCUGCGCGACUAUACUCGAUGCCUCUUCGAAGCGUUUGACCAGCUCUAUGCAUCUGGAGCUCGUAGCUUUCUCCUUUUCAACACAGCACCUCUCCAUCUCGCCCCACAGUUUGCCGACGACGACCACGGCGGUCAAGAAGCUACACAGUACUGGCCGGACAAGCCCAGCAACCGUACCCAGAUCGCCCGCAAGAUGGAGCAGCAGACCACAUCCGUGAACGAGAUCUUGCGGUUCCAGGUAUCGUACGAGAUGUUAGUCGCCGGACGCUAUCCAGGGGCGCAUAUCGCGCUGUUCGAUACGUGGCAGCUGCUGACCGAGAUCUACACCAACCCAACAGCGUAUCUCAACGGAUCAAUGCCGGCCAAGGUCAGCGACUACGAGCACCAUUGUGAUGUUUCCGGAGAGAAUUGCGCGUACGAGUACAAUCACACCAGCCCGGACUCGUUCAUGUGGUGGGAUGAGCUGCAUCCGAGUGAGCAGGUUCAUAGGGUGAUCGCGCGGGAAGUGGUGGAAACGCUUGAGGGUCGUUCUCAGUACGCGGCGUAUUGGUGA
This is a messenger RNA of Saxophila tyrrhenica, 1050 nucleotides long. RefSeq lists its product as uncharacterized. Bases 1 to 1050 code for a protein of 349 amino acids. Gene Ontology annotation, molecular function: hydrolase activity, acting on ester bonds. The transcript has a single exon. The record is from RefSeq and is a predicted model, not a curated record. NCBI's taxonomy places the organism in Eukaryota, Fungi, Ascomycota, Dothideomycetes, Mycosphaerellales, Extremaceae.